AGCUGGCAUUCAGUAGCUGUGUCGACGAUCCCCGAAGCGGAUUAACACGAGGCGUAUUCUUUUCUCUGGUAUUCUGUACUCGUGGAAGAGCCCCAAUUUAUUCCCUGACUGCAUCUCCUCGAACAGUCAGUCGAUCCGCACAAGUUUCAUAAUUGUUUCACGAUGAAGUUUUUAAUUACCCUUGUCCUGGUUUUCGCUGGUCUCUACAAUGCUGAGGCCACGCAAUACAAAGUUACGGAUCAAGUUUUCUUGGACGUAAUGAUAGACGAUCAUCCUGUAGGUAGGAUAGUAAUCGGAUUAUUCGGUAACGAAGCACCAAAAACUGUGAAAAAUUUCGUAUCCCUUGCCACCGAGGGUAUUGGGGGUAAAACAUACGUUGGAUCCCGAUUCCAUCGCGUCAUCAAGAAGUUCAUGAUUCAAGGUGGAGAUAUUGAUAAAGGAGAUGGCAGUGGUUCCAUCAGUAUCUAUGGAAAAUACUUUGAGGAUGAAAAGAACGGUUUAUUGCACGCUGGGCCUGGUUUUGUGUCCAUGGCAAAUGCUGGCAAAAAUACAAAUGGAUGCCAAUUCUUCAUUACGACAGUUGCUACCCCAUGGCUGGAUGGCCACCACACAGUCUUUGGAAAGGUCAUAGACGGUCAGGACGUUCUCUUCAAGAUCGAGCAAACGAAGACAGACGCUGAGGACUCACCAGUGGUUCCAGUAGUAAUCCUGGAGAGCGGAAUAAUUCCCACGCCAGAGCCUUUUUAUAUCUCCGACGAUCCAUAUGAUGUUUGGGGGUGGAUUCGAGCAACAGCAAUUCCUCUGUCCUUCAGCUUCGCUAUUCUCGCAUUUUUCCAGUGGAUGAUCAAGCAAUUGGACUUUGAAAUACCCAAAAUGCCGAUGGAAACAAAAAAAAUUGACUGAAGGAAAUCAUAGAUUUAGUUUUUAUAAUGAUACUUGAGUUGUGGCACAACUCAAGGAGUCAAAUCAUCAAAUAAAUAUUCACUUUGAUUUAAA
Messenger RNA from Diachasmimorpha longicaudata, 996 nucleotides. RefSeq names its product peptidyl-prolyl cis-trans isomerase 6-like. The record is from RefSeq and is a predicted model, not a curated record. Gene Ontology annotation, molecular function: peptidyl-prolyl cis-trans isomerase activity. The transcript has 5 exons. NCBI's taxonomy places the organism in Eukaryota, Metazoa, Arthropoda, Insecta, Hymenoptera, Braconidae. Gene Ontology annotation, cellular component: intracellular membrane-bounded organelle. Gene Ontology annotation, biological process: protein folding; protein peptidyl-prolyl isomerization. The coding region runs from base 163 to 903 and encodes 246 amino acids.